Trifolium pratense (red clover) is the source of this 1302-nucleotide messenger RNA. RefSeq names its product putative pre-16S rRNA nuclease. Gene Ontology annotation, biological process: rRNA 5'-end processing. Bases 106 to 849 code for a protein of 247 amino acids. The transcript has 6 exons. The record is from RefSeq and is a predicted model, not a curated record. NCBI's taxonomy places the organism in Eukaryota, Viridiplantae, Streptophyta, Magnoliopsida, Fabales, Fabaceae.
GAAAAGUGCAGACUUCUUCAAAAAAGAAAAAUAAGCACUUAUCCUGAAAGAAAGAAAGAAAAAAACAGCACUUUUCAUUAUCCAUUCUCUCGCUCUCCCUCCCUAAUGUGGACUCAUCAACUGCUACAACCACUGCCGCCCCACAAUCUCUUCUUCAACUCUUAUUCACCUUCAAAUCUUACAAAAUUUCCAUCUUUUGUAAAAUUGAAUUCGACCCAUAACACAAAAAAUCACAAUGGAACUGUGAACUCAACAAAAAUAACUUUGGAAGAGCUUCCUCCAAACGCGCUUCAAAUGGAGAAAGAAGCAGACUGGAUAUGUGGGUUCUCCCUUGGUAUCGACUUGGGAAUGGCUCGUACUGGUCUUGCUCUCAGCAAAGGCUUCUCUGUUCGCCCUUUAACAGUUUUGGAACUUCGAGGACAAAAACUUGAACUCCGGAUUAUGAACAUUGCCGAACAAGAGGAAGCUGAUGAGUUUAUAAUUGGACUUCCAAAAUCUUCUGAUGGAAAGGAAACAACACAGUCAAAAAUAAUCCGUAGUAUUGCCGGAAGGCUUGCUGUUCGAGCUGCUGAGAGGGGUUGGAGAGUAUAUCUACAGGAUGAAUAUGGGACGACAACAACCGCCAUGGAUCGAAUGAUCGACAUGGGCUUGAGUAAGUCUGCAAGGCAGAACAAACUUGAUGCCUAUGCUGCCACGAUGCUACUUGAGAGAUAUUUCUCCACAUCAGGUCAGAAAACUGAACUUGUUGUGCCCAAGAAUCUUGAACUACAAGGAAAACUUAGAAAGGGUCCUCCCAAAGAUGAAGAUUUUUUCUCUGAUGAUGAUGAUUUUUUCCCUGAUGAAGAUUAAUCACAGAAGAAGGAGUUUGUACCAUUCCAUCAUUCACGUUUACUAAUUUCAAGUACGCGCAAGUAAGUUGCGAGAAAAGGGAGAAAUAUUCCAACAAUCGGUAAUCAACAUAACGAUGUUUGGAUAUCCGUUACAACUUCAAAUUAUAGGAUGUAUGUAUGCUGGCACCACACUCAAAAUAAAAAGAGAAAAUUAUAUGGAAAACAAUGUGUCAAAAGGUGAGUUAACAUUUUUUUAUGCAAUAGUAGAAAUGGUAGAUAUUGUUAGGGUAGGUUAUUGCAAAAUCAACAUUUGAAGUUUUGAACUUGUCUUAAUGGGAAGUUUUUGUGUCUUUUGUUGACAAUUUUAAUAGACUGUUUGUGACUGUAAAGAUAUCUUAGUUGAUUUGAUUAGUUCAACUGAGUAACUUCCAAUCAACAAAGUGAAUUUCUGAAGGUUUUUUUUUUCCCUGCA